Molecule: messenger RNA, 2337 nt
Organism: Fonsecaea multimorphosa CBS 102226
Lineage: Eukaryota; Fungi; Ascomycota; Eurotiomycetes; Chaetothyriales; Herpotrichiellaceae
Exons: 1
Coding region: 1-2337 (778 amino acids)
Cellular component (GO): mitochondrial membrane
Source: RefSeq, a predicted model, not a curated record
AUGACUGAGCUCGUCCGUCCCGAGGGCGAGCCCGUCUCGCGAGAUGACACCACCGACCGCAGCAUCCUCACGCGCAUGCAGCGUUUCCGCACCAACCCUUUCACCUUCGCGCAUGAAAUAUCGCUUUUCGUCAGGGGCGUCGGAUGGCGAGCCUAUGACAAUCCGAUCGGACAGCCAGUGUUCUACCCGGGCUACACAGCCAAUGUCAAAGCCAAGGUGAUGGCAUCUCCUCUUUUGCGGCAAAAGAUCGUCGAGUUGACAGAGGAACGCUUGAAAGUUGAAGAGAAGGAAUAUCUUCUGGACACCACAAGCCCAACAUAUCUGCCCGAGAGGGAGAAGCGAAGGCAUGAAAUCACGUCGCAAUUGGUUGAGAUUACGGCCGACAUGUUGGAUAAAAUGGUCUGCAAAAUGGAAAGCAAGAUGUACAUUCGGGCAGCUUUCUAUGGCACCACGCAGUUGCUCACCAGGGCCUAUAGCGCGAUCCAUGUCUCUGAAGCUGAGGUUAGAAGACUACGGGAAGUUGCAACGUUGGCGGCCAAAAAGAAACAAUCCAUAAUAUUUCUACCGCGGCAUACGAGCCAUGUUGACUAUGUCACCCUUCACCUUGUGUGCUACCGCCUUGGCCUGACACUCCCUGUUGUUGUGGCUGGCGACAACCUCAAUUUCCCACUCGUUGGCAACUUCCUACAAAAUACUGGGGCGAUGUGGAUUAGGCGAAGUUUCGGGAAUGACCAGCUUUACACGACCCUCGUACAGUCCUAUCUGGAUACUCUGCUCCAGCAGGGACUCAACCUGGAAUGUUUCAUUGAAGGUGGUCGAAGUCGCACGGGAAAGUUAUUGGGACCUAAGUUUGGCUUCCUCAGAUUUCUUCUCGACUCGGUGCUCUCGGGCCGGACGGAAGACGCAUAUGUUUGCCCGGUGUCCUUGCAAUACGACAAAGUGAUUGAGGUCGACUCAUAUGUCAAUGAACUCCUGGGAACUCCGAAGCAGAAGGAGAAUCUUGCCGACUUCAUCUCGGCGUCCUCCGUCCUGUCACUGAACCUUGGUCGAAUCGACUGCAGAUUCCAUGAACCCUGGAGCUUGAAAGAGUUCAUCAAGGAACAGCAAGCACGUCAAACCCCAACCACUCUCGGCGAAACUGCCUCUUCAAGUUCAAAUAACAGAGUUCGGUUGCUGCGAACCCUUGGAUAUCGAGUCCUCUCCGAUAUUAAUGCAGCUUCAGUCAUUAUGCCGACGGCACUCGUUGGGACUGUGCUCUUGACAAUACGUGGCCGUGGGGUGGGUAAAUCUGAGCUGGUUCGUCGAGUUGACUGGCUUUGCCGACGUAUAAGGGCAAAUGGGGGCAAAGUGGCGGAUUUUAGAGGAAUGCCCACCUCAUAUGUCGUCGAGCGGGCUCUAGAUGUCCUUGGGCCGAAGCUCGUUGGCACUGUCGACGGUCUUGCAGAAGAGACUUAUUACGCCGUUGAUCGUUUCCAACUGUCGUUCUACAGGAACAUGACUAUCCAUCUAUUCAUCUCGGAAGCGCUGAUAGCGACCGCAAUGUAUACCAAGGUCAAACAGGGUGGAGGAAGCGCAAAUCAGCGGAUGGCCGAAGCUGAGUUGGUCGACAAAGUUACCUUCCUCUCCCAGCUGUUCAGGGGCGAAUUCAUCUUCUCAGCUGGUCAAGGCUUGCGACACAACCUCGAACAGGCCAUGCAAGGGUUAGUGCGGGAUGAUGUCCUCAAAGUUACGGAAGACCCGGAAAGAAUGGUCGGUCUAUCUGAUGCUGAGCGAAAGUCAGGCAGAGAGAAUUACGACUUAUACUGUUUCCUCAUCUGGCCAUUUGUGGAUGCUGCCUGGCUCGGAGCUGUCUCCUUACUGGCAUUGGUACCUCCGGCCUCCCCUGCUGGUUGGAUCGAUAUGCAGAAGGCUCAGAACAUGGCUCAGCUUGCUGGUCGCACUCUGUACCACCAAGGGGACCUGUCUUACUUUGAAGCAGUCAACAAAGAAGCCCUCAAAAACGCCUACAGUCGGUUCCAAGAAGAAGGAAUCAUAGAUGUCGCAAAGGGUACGGAUUCGAAGCCUAAAACCACAGUGCGACUUGCUCCUGAAUGGACGCCCGAAAGAGACCCGAGUACGGGCGAACUGAGUCCAUCUGGCCGCCUCUGGGAUUUUAUCGAGAAGAUCGCACAAUACCGUCGGGAAGGAAAGAAUAGGCGCGACGGCGCAGCUGUCUCCAAGCGUGUGCUUUCGCUGGCCGCGAGGCUUAAUGAACAGAUAUUUGCAGACGAGGCGACGCCCAUACCGAGCGCCGAUCAGACUACCGUCAAGGAACGCAGGAGGCCUUCCAAACUAUGA